This is a messenger RNA of Talpa occidentalis (Iberian mole), 1137 nucleotides long. It is a transcript of the gene FOXI1, whose product is annotated as forkhead box I1. The transcript has 2 exons. The coding region runs from base 1 to 1137 and encodes 378 amino acids. The record is from RefSeq and is a predicted model, not a curated record. Gene Ontology annotation, biological process: cell differentiation; anatomical structure morphogenesis; regulation of transcription by RNA polymerase II. Gene Ontology annotation, molecular function: DNA-binding transcription factor activity, RNA polymerase II-specific; RNA polymerase II cis-regulatory region sequence-specific DNA binding. NCBI's taxonomy places the organism in Eukaryota, Metazoa, Chordata, Mammalia, Eulipotyphla, Talpidae.
AUGAGCUCCUUCGACCUCCCAGCACCCUCCCCACCUCGCUGCAGCCCCCAGUUCCCCAGCAUCGGCCAGGAGCCCCCUGAGAUGAACCUGUACUAUGAGAGCUUCUUCCACCCGCAGGGUGUGCCCAGCCCUCAGCGGCCCCCCUCCUUUGAGGGGGGUGGCGAGUACGGAGCCACUCCUAACCCUUACCUCUGGCUCAAUGGGCCAGCCAUGACCCCGCCACCCUACCUCCCCAGCCCCAAUGCCAGCCCCUUCCUGCCCCAAGCCUACGGGGUACAGCGACAGCUGCUGCCGAGCGUGUCGGGCCUGGGGGGCAGCGACCUGGGCUGGCUGCCCAUCCCCUCACAGGAGGAGCUGAUGAAGCUGGUGCGGCCCCCCUACUCCUACUCGGCUCUCAUCGCCAUGGCCAUCCACGGGGCACCUGACAAGCGCCUCACCCUGAGCCAGAUCUACCAGUAUGUGGCCGACAACUUCCCCUUCUAUAACAAGAGCAAGGCCGGCUGGCAGAACUCCAUCCGCCACAACCUGUCACUCAACGACUGCUUCAAGAAGGUGCCCCGGGACGAGGAUGACCCGGGCAAAGGGAAUUACUGGACCCUGGACCCCAACUGUGAGAAGAUGUUCGACAAUGGAAAUUUCCGCAGGAAGAGAAAGAGAAAAUCGGAUGUGUCUUCCAGCAUGGGCACCUUGACCUCAGAGAAGACAGAGAACAGUCUCCUGGGGGGCAGCCCCAAGACCACAGAGGCCCAGGACCUCCUGGACGGUGCUUCGCCCGGCACCACUGGCUCCCCAGAAAAGCGCUCCUCCCCGCCCCCACCAGGCACCCCAUGUCUCAACAGCUUCCUCUCCUCCAUGACGACCUAUGUGAGUGGCUCCAGCCCCAUGAGCCGCCCGGUGGCCACGCCAGGACUGAGCCCUGAGCCCCUGGACAAGAUGGGGCAGAACUUGCUGAGCUUUAACUCCUACACCCCUCUCACCAACCUCAGUGGCCACGGGGGCACGGGCGAAUGGGCCAACCCCGUGACCACCAAUGCCCUCGGCUAUGGGGGCUCGGUGCUCAACCAGUUCAGUCCUCAUUUCUACAACAGCAUCAACACCAAUAAUACCCUUUACCCCAGAGAGGGCACUGAAGUCUAG